Messenger RNA from Ceutorhynchus assimilis (cabbage seed weevil), 3106 nucleotides. The record is from the annotation of a GenBank genome assembly. NCBI's taxonomy places the organism in Eukaryota, Metazoa, Arthropoda, Insecta, Coleoptera, Curculionidae.
CUUGCUUUGCUCCUUGCCUGACAUUUUAUAUGUUAAUAUUUUUGCUGAUUCAAUAAUAAUUUUAAAGUAGAAAAUACAUCAAAACUACCCAAUUAUUUGUGUCCACCCACGAUGGCGGCAUUUGAAGAAUUCGGCGUUUUACCUGAAAUAUCAAAGGCAAUCGAUGAAUUAGAUUGGACUCUGCCAACUGACAUCCAAGCAGAAGGUAUCCCCUUAGUCCUAGGAGGCGGCGAUGUACUCAUGGCCGCCGAAACAGGCUCAGGAAAAACGGCAGCCUUCUGUUUGCCUAUAAUUCAAAUCGUCUGGGAAACGUUGAGGGACAUAGAGACUGGAAGAGCGACUUCUUCAUCUAGCAGUUCGGCUCCUGCAUGGACGGUAUCAACCCAAGACCGAGGGGCUGCUUUAGCAGUGGCUGCUGAUGGUUUACGUGUGCAGUCUCGUGAACAAAAGGAAUGGCAUGGAGCUAGAUGUACCAGGGGGGUGAAAUCAGGAAAAUGGGGUUUUGAGGUUACCGUGACCGAUGAAGGACUUUGCAGGGUUGGCUGGUCGACUUUGAGUGCAAAUUUGGAUUUGGGAACUGAUAAAUGUGGUUGGGGUUAUGGCGGUACAGGCAAAAAAUCCAACAGUCGCCAAUUUGACAACUACGGGGAGGCUUUUGGAAAAAGCGACGUAAUAACUUGUCUCUUGGACAUGGAUACUGGAAUGAUUCAAUAUUUAAAAAACGGAGUCGACUUGGGAGUGGCUUUUAAACGUAUCAACAAUAAGGAAGCUUUAUUUCCAGCUGUAGUAUUGAAGAAUGCUGAAAUGUCUUUCAAUUUUGGCCAACAACCGUUCAAACAUCCCCUGCCCUACCAUUACUUGCCCCUAAUGUCAGCCCCUGAAGAUAAAAUAGCAAUCAACACCAAUGGCACUGAAGUUGCAGCUACAAUAAAACUGGCGAAUAACGCACCACAGGCUCUCAUAAUAGAACCAUCAAGGGAGCUGGCUGAACAAACCAGCAACCAAAUAAAGUUAUUUAAUAAAUAUUUACAUAAUCCUGUUAUAAAGGAGUUGCUUGUUAUCGGUGGGAAUAGUCUCAAGGAUCAAAUUUCUAUCUUACAACAUGAAGGCGCAGAUAUAGUAGUUGGCACACCAGGUCGUCUAGAGGACCUCAUCCAAGGAGGCUAUUUGUCUCUUGCAAACUGUAGGUUUUUCGUUUUGGAUGAAGCUGAUGGACUGCUGAAACAAGGAUAUGGGGGAUUUAUUGAGAGAUUGCAUAAACAGAUGCCUAAAAUUACUGUUGAUGGCAAGAGACUUCAAAUGAUUGUUUGUAGUGCUACUUUGCAUGCUUUUGAGGUGAAAAAAAUGGCAGAAAAAUUGAUGCAUUUCCCUACUUGGAUAGACUUGAAAGGCGAGGACGCUGUUCCCGAAGCCGUGCACCACGUCGUUGUCAAAGUGGACCCGCAAAAGGAUCGUUCUUGGGCUGACGCACGUCGUCACAUCUUAACGGACGGUGUCCAUCGAUCGGACAAGGUGGGACUCGGUCAAAACACAGCAGAAUCUCUAAGUGAAGCAGUCAAAAUUUUAAAAGGCGAUUACGUUAUCAAAGCUAUCGACGAACACAACAUGGACAGAGCGAUUAUCUUUUGCCGCACUAAAUUGGACUGCGAUAAUCUCGAAAAAUUUAUGAAUUUUUGUGAUAGAAACCGGUAUUCGUGUGUAUGUCUGCAUGGAGACAGAAAACCACAAGAACGAAAAGCCAAUUUGGAAUUAUUCAAGAAAAACAAGGCGAAUUUCUUGAUUUGUACGGACGUAGCUGCUAGAGGCCUGGACAUUACUGGUCUACCAUUUAUGAUAAAUGUCACUUUGCCAGAUGAAAAGUCGAAUUACGUCCAUAGGAUUGGUAGAGUGGGGAGAGCGGAACGUAUGGGAUUGGCCAUCAGUUUUGUUAGUUGUGUGCCAGAAAAGGUUUGGUAUCAUGGGGAAUGGUGCAAGAGCAGGGGCAGAAAUUGCUCGAACUCCAAUUUGACUGAUGCUGGAGGAUGCUGUGUUUGGUAUGAUGAGCAACAGUACUUGGCUGAUAUUGAAGAGCACUUAAAUGUAACCAUCCAACAAGUGGACCCCGACAUGAAGGUUCCCCAAGACGAAUUUGACGGUAAAGUUAUCUACGGUCAAAAAAAGAAGCAACUUGGUAGUGGCUAUGAAAGCCAUACCGCGCAGAUGGCCCCAAUCGUUAGGAAUUUGGCCAUAUUGGAAAAAGAAGCCCAGAUUAUGUUUUUGAAGAGAUUUUUUCCUCAUUGCUUUGAUAAAAAAUAAUGUUUUUGCAGCAUUAUUACAAAAUACUAAUUAAUAAAUAAUGCUUUUUCUCAUUGUCAUGUUUUUUCUCGUGUUUUUUUUUUUUUUAGUCGAGACAUGAAAAAAUAAUGUACCCAAGUUGCCGCAAAAUUUAUAGGACACAUGUAACUGCAUGCAAGGUAUUAAUAAUAAUUAACAAAAAAAUAAACAAAUCAUACAAGUACAAAAUAUUUUAUUGAUGCAAGAAUUGCUACACAUUUACACAGGUCAACAGGUUGUUCUCUUACCCAAACAAUGAUGGUUAGCCAAAUCAUGUUUUGUCCUAAGAUUGCUGGAGUAUUGGUAUGAAAACACCAAUUAGAAUAAUUUAAAAGAGACAAAAUAUUACAAACAUAUUAAAAAUACAAAUUAUCACAAAAACGAUUAAUUGUUUUUUAGUCACGACCUAUUAAAAUUUCCUGUUCGACUGAAAGACUUUAAUUAGUUCAACAAUUUAUAAAAUAGUCAGCUGCAGCAACGAAAUCGAUGGUAAAAUAACGACAACAUUUUAAAAUUUCCAAACUAAUCUGCACGGAACCGUUUUUAAUCGAAUUUGUAUAAUGUCCAUCAAUUACACUGCACGGUUUGCGAUAACUAAUUACGCUUUCGUUAUUAAAAUUGAAUAAAGUUAAAAUAAAAUCAAACGCCUCCUCGAUUUCGCUCGGGAGUGAAAUUCUGCACAUUUUUACCUUUAUAUUGCCUGGUACUUGUUCAAUAGUUCCUUGAAAUAGGAUAUCUUUAUGAUUGUAAAGGUAGGAGCUUUGAAAAGUGCGUAAAAUUGAAGGAGCUUUUU